Molecule: messenger RNA, 1501 nt
Organism: Chaetomium fimeti
Lineage: Eukaryota; Fungi; Ascomycota; Sordariomycetes; Sordariales; Chaetomiaceae
Exons: 5
Coding region: 208-1464 (418 amino acids)
Molecular function (GO): oxidoreductase activity
Source: RefSeq, a predicted model, not a curated record
GCGGUGGAAGGAUAUUUAAUCAGUGGGAGUUCAGGCGGAAGGAGAUGUGGGCUUGGGAGCAAGAAACCCAUCACACAACGCCUUUUCCGCUUGUGCGAGCUUUCAGAACCCAGUUUCAGUCCUUGGUUGCCAAUCAACACUUACACAGAAAACCCAUACCUUUAACCCUAACCCCUCCCCUGAAUCCCCCCUGAACCGACAUCAAUCAUGGACAACACCUUCGGCUACACCGAGCCUGCCGUAAUCCAGACGGCCGAGGAGGAGAUAGAUGAGGUUUCUAGACCCGACAUCGCAUGGAUCCCGACAUUGAAGACGUUUAAAGACCGGGUUGAAAAUCUCCAGGCUCUCUAUCCCAACCGGCGCACCACCGUCCCCCCCGGAUGGCCUGCCGAAGCCGAUGCAGGCCGAGAUUGGUCCGGUGCCGACUUCCCGUCUGAAGACAACUAUGUCAUCCAUCUUAGUCCUGAAGACAUCGACGAGAUUGAAACCGCGCUUGCCUUCUUCAAAGCGCUGGAUGGCAGCCUCGGUCCAGAUGAUGUUCGCCCGGACACCUUCCCACUUCCCGACCUAUGCAACCGGCUCUUCGAGGCCUCGGAAAUAAUCCACAAUGGUCAGGGGUUCGUCGUGCUGCGCGGCCUGCAGCCAGACAACUACUCGUCCUUGGACAACAUCCUCCUCUACCUCGGCGUCACAAGCUACAUUGCCGAGAAGCGUGGGAUGCAGGACUUUGAUGGGCGGAUGAUUCUCCACAUCCAAGCCGUCGCGGAAGAUGUCAAGAAGCACGGCGCCAUGCCCAACUCGCCCUACGUCACUCGUGCGCAGCCCUUCCACACCGACAUCUGCGACGUACUUGCCAUGUACGCGCUGAACACAGCCGCCUACGGGGGCGAGUCCUACCUAGCCUCGUCGGCCAAGAUCUACAACGAGCUCGCCCGCACCCGCCCGGACAUCAUCGAAGUCCUGGCCAAGGAUGAUUGGAUCUUUGACGAAUUCUGGGAAGGCCAAUACCACACCCGCCCGCUGCUCUUCAACUUCCCCGGCCACGGCCCCGCCUUCCAAUUCUCCCGCCGACCCCUAACCGGCGCCCACUUCUCGCCGCACCACCCGGCCGUGCCGGCCAUGACGGAGCUGCAGGCCGAGGCGCUGGACGCCGUCUACUUCCUGGCCAAGGAGCACGCGGUGGAGGUGGCGCUGCAGAAGGGCGACAUGCUGGUGUUCAACAACUUCGCCAUGCUGCACGCGCGCAGCGGCUUCGCCGACGACGCCGCCGCCGGCCGCUCCCGCCACAUGCUCCGCCUCUGGCUGCGCAACGAGCGCCUCAUGUGGAAGACGCCGCCCGCGCUCGAGCGGAUUAGUUGGGAGUGCUACGGCGACCACGAGUGGCGCCGCGAGCUGAGCGUGUGGGAUAUCGAGAGCAGCCCGCCCGAGUUGAGGGUUAAGCAUCGCCGGGCGAGCUGUGCUUGAGAGGGGAGGGGUGUUUGGGGUUUUUUUUUUUUUUUGG